Messenger RNA from Hymenoscyphus albidus, 1659 nucleotides. The record is from the annotation of a GenBank genome assembly. Lineage: Eukaryota; Fungi; Ascomycota; Leotiomycetes; Helotiales; Helotiaceae.
CCUCUCUCUUCCGUUCCCCUUCUCUUUCCUCUUUUCUUUCCCGCUUAGUAAACUUCACUCUCCCGUAUGAAAAAGAUAGUGAAUUUCAAUAUAUUAUUGACUGUCGGUCAAAAUUGAGCUUCACCUUCGAUGCUUUGACACACAGAGUUUUUACUGGAUUCCUGGACGUUUUCUAGCACCACAAAACUAGAGUUUUAAUUUGUUUCAACCAAACAACACUCAUAUCAAAUAGAUUCCAUCACAAUGCGACAUUCGCUAUUUCUCCUGCUGGGAGCUUUGCUUGCUUGUCUCGUCAACACGUUGACUUGGGAAGGAGCGACCCACACGCCAACACCCCUUAUCACUGCUACAAGCGUUCCAAAAACUACCGAACCGGCGACUCUUGCGAAGCGCGAUGCGGUUUUACCACAGACGUGUGGAUAUAUUAAUGGCAAUCAAUGUAAGUGCUCUCCUUCUAUGUUUGUCUUUCUUACAAAAUACUGAUCUCGAAUAAUUGCAGCGUUGGCUGCGACUUGCUCCGUCGCAUCCUCCUGUGUAUGGCACACGGAUUACUAUAUCGUAGGGUGCUGCCGUAUGUCAGCAACGAAAUCACCAUGUCUUUUCUAUACCGGUUGUGUGGAUGACUAUACCGACAAGACUAUCGUUGACAACCCUUUGCUUUAUACUUGGUAAUUGUUCUCACCAGCCCAAGCUCAAUUAUACUUACUAAUUGUUUGCGUAGCAAAGGCACAAGUAGAUGCUUUGCGAAUAACUACGAUGAUGGAUACCGCCAAUGGGUAAGCUACUUCGUUUUUGCUAUGAAAUGCUUUUAAAUGACAAAAUUAGGGCUGUGGUUAUACUGCAGCUACUGUCCAUCUUACAUACUCUGGUCAAAGCCCUCAAGCUGCAACAAUUCGUCAAGUUUUUACCGGGAUUAAGGAGCUUGAAGCUGCUCCUAUCCUAACUGUCUCGGCCACAAACCCAAUUCCAACUUCAACAGUAACUGCAACUCCGUCGAAGGGAAGUGGGGUCAGCGCAGGUGCAACUGCGGGAAUCGUCAUUGGAGGUUGUGUCGCUGGUAUCAUUAUUGGAUAUUUACUCGCUCUCUGCCUGAGCAAGAAGAAAAAGAAGGGAGCAUCAGUGCAUGGUAGCGAGCAUCAGCCCAUGGAAUACGCCCAUAACGACCCUUCUCAAUCCGUGCCCGUCUCGCCCCAGACUCAACUGUCAAUGCCUUCGAGUCCGUACACGUAUCCAGGCCAUUCCUCGAUGGGAAAUGGGUUUCCUCAACCAUAUCCGCAAUCGCUCUCUCCGGAAAUGCACAACCCGCCAAGAGAGAUGGAUGCUUCACCUUCUUUUGUACAGAAGAAGUGAAAGAGGACCCACAUCGUCUGAAGCUGCUCAGAGUCAUAUUUUUCUGCUCGCUUCUUCAUUUCUCGCUAUUCAACGAACAUGAGGGCAGAGGCUGUGUUUCUCGGCACGAAAUCUUGGAAGACGAGUUUUAUGGUUUAUAGAUAUCAUGCGAGUGCUUCUAUCGCUUUCUUUUUGGCGUUCUCACUAAUAGAAUAUUGGAGCCCUUUAUUUACCAUGAUUAACGAAUGACAUUAGUACUCGGAGAUAACGUACAGGAAUAUGGGCGGGCUGGUUUUAAUCUUUUUCUGGGGUACCUAUGCUUUUACUAAU